Messenger RNA from Oncorhynchus gorbuscha (pink salmon), 3724 nucleotides. RefSeq names its product inhibin beta B chain-like. The record is from RefSeq and is a predicted model, not a curated record. Gene Ontology annotation, cellular component: extracellular region. The transcript has 2 exons. Bases 265 to 1566 code for a protein of 433 amino acids. NCBI's taxonomy places the organism in Eukaryota, Metazoa, Chordata, Actinopteri, Salmoniformes, Salmonidae. Gene Ontology annotation, biological process: BMP signaling pathway; SMAD protein signal transduction. Gene Ontology annotation, molecular function: cytokine activity; growth factor activity.
CAUGCUAUCCGCCGUCUCUCUCUGCUUUUUGUGUGUGUGUGUGUGUGUGUGUGUGUCGUGUGUCCUGUCAGGAGACAGUGCCUGUCAUUUCUUUGAUGCGCUCAUUGGUGUGUUCCUAUAACGUGUCACAAUUUUUGGUGGAUUACCCCAGUUCUGUGGAGCAUCAUUAGGUGUUGAAGUACCACUCACGCUCUUUCAUCCUUGUCUUCGAGGUAUCCACUUGCAGGAACAAGGUCCCUCUGACUGGAACAGUUCAGGAACUGAAUGAAUGCAAAUCGAUCAGCAUCCAAAGCAACUCGGGGAACAACUUUUUCAAACAUGCUCUCUUUAAUAUUAUCGGAUCUUAAACUUGCGCCUGCUUCUAAAAUGCAUAGUAUCCAUGUGUCUAGAGAGCCCGCCAACAUGCUAUUUUCUUCUUUCACAUUUCUAAUGUUUUCAUUGAUGACGUCUCUGCUGGUGAAGGGACUGGAGACUGCGACCACCGCAGGGACCACGUCUGGCUGCGCGUCUUGUGGCAUUCCGCCGAUGGAGAAGGAUUCGGAGCAGAGGCUCCUGGUUGAGAUCGCCAAGCAACAGAUCUUGAACAAGCUGCACCUGAAAGAGAGACCGAACAUCACCUCGACUGUGCCCAGCGCUGCGCUUAUCACCGCUCUCCGCAAACUGCACGCGGGGCGAGUCAGACCGGACGGCACCAUUGAACUUGAAAUGAAGAUGAAUGAUUCAAAAGAUCAGGGAUAUGAAAUAGUGAGUUUCGCAGAAAUGGAUGAGAUGGACACUACUGGUGCUCAGCCACGCCUCACCUUCCAGUUCCUGCAGGAGCAAGGCCACAGCAUUCAGGUGCUCCAGUCAGCCCUGUGGCUGUACGUCCACUCCUCUGACGCCCCUAAAUCGGGGUCCCGCCCCACCAUCACAGCCCACAUCUACCUCUCCGGGCCUGGGGGAAGCUGCUCUAACCGCACCCUCCUCCUAGAGAAGAUCCUGGAUGUGCAGAAGAGCAACUGGUACACCUUCCCCAUUACACACACCCUGCAAGCGUUCAUGGACGGGGGCCAGCGGCUGCUACAGCUGGAAGUCACCUGCGCAGAGACCGGGGUAGCCAGGGAGAAUGGCGUUAGCCAGAACCUGUGUGAGCUGGGUAAGACCGUGGACAUGGCCCACCAGCCGUUCAUGGUGGCCCAGGUGCGGCUCCGCGAGGACCCCGAACACAUCCUCCAGAAGAGGUCCCUGCAGUGCGGAGAUGAUGUUACGGUCUGCUGCAAGAAGGACUUCUACGUGAAGUUCAAGGAUAUCCAGUGGCAGGAUUGGAUAAUAGCUCCAGAAGGGUACCACAUGAAUUACUGUAUGGGCCAGUGUCCCCAGGCCCUGGCUGGGUCUCCAGGCAUCGCGUCUUCCUUCCACGCUACAGUCUUCAGCCAGCUCAAAGCCAAUGGCAUCAAUACAGCAGUGUCUUCCUGCUGUGUGCCCAUCCAGCGCAGGCCUCUGUCUAUGGUCUACUUCAACUCACAGCACAGCAUCGUCAAGACCGACGUCCCUGACAUGAUCGUAGAGUCCUGCGGCUGUACGUAAAGAAAUGGAAGAAAGAGAAAGACGAGACAUUCAGCUAGUUAUGCUUUUAGUCUGAGAAGACAAGAUUGAACGUGUCACACAUGCACAGACAGAUGCAAACACAUACAUACAUACAUACAUACAUACAUACAUACAUACAUACAUACAUACAUACAUACAUACAUACAUACAUACAUACAUACAUACAUACAUACAUACAUACAUACAUACAUACAUACAUACAUACAUACAUACAUACAUACAUACAUACAUACAUACAUACAUACAUACAUACAUACAUACAUACUUCACGAUCAUGUAGUAUAGAAUUUAAGAUAUUCCGUCUUCAUCAAUUCGAUAGAGGGUUUUUGAAUGCCAAUGGGGAAUAAUACUGCGUGCUCAAAGGGGUUUGUUCAGUCAAUUGGUCAUACACAGAUAGCACAUGACAGAAAGAGGAGAGAGAUUCAUGUAUCACCUUCAUUCCUUUUUUAAUUUACUGUAAAACUAUGAGCUGUUAUUAUUGUAUUUCCUUUUAUACUUAGUUUCUUUUGUAUUACUGGUGAGCGUGAGGUGAGCUAAGACAGUAAGAUUUAUGCAGUCAGUGCCUGGACCUAAGGGAAAUGGAGUAGAGCUUACUCUUUUUCUUUGUUUCUAAUAAGAUGUGUGUUGCAUAGACAAUUUUCACACAUAUCCCACGUACAUAUCCGACUGAGAGUGCCCAUCAUAAUAUAGUGCCAUUGUAUACACUAGUAUAAAAGUAUAAAAAUCUUAAGUUGAAAGUUGUCUAACUCCUUCUAGUCCAUUACAAGUAUAGGUACAUACAUUGCAGAGCAUUUUGGACUUCCCCACUGUUUUGUCAUUUAGAAGGCAAAUCUGAAUUCUAAACUGUCUUGAGAGCCAUAGAGGAGCUACGUUCUCGAGACUCCUGCAAUUCUGAUGAUUUAUACAACACAAGACAGCAGUAAAAGCUUUCAAAAAAUCUCACUCCUGGGAAACCACCCAGACAGGAGCAGAUAUCUGAUGUGGAUAGGUUAAAAAUGGUUUCAUCAGCAUCUGCACUGUAUUAUUUGCUCAGAUAGUCAGUUAGGCAACAGUCUGGCUUUGACGGCAUGAACUCAAGGUUAUUACUCAGCUGUACAAGCAAACAUUUAGCUAUUGCCACAGUGUCAGGGAACGUGAAGGUCCAUGAAGCACACAGGUCAACAAGCAUGUGCAUGUUCCAAGGCACAUUGGAGUUUGCAUUUUCCAAAAUCUAAAGUUUAGGGCUGAUGUAAAUUAGAUUAAUCCAUUCAAGCAAAUGAAGUAUCUGUCUAUCUUUGUUUUCGUGCUAUAAUGUUUACACUAAAUGGGUAUAAUGUGUGUUUAUGAUAAGUUUAAAGCUGAAACCUCUUUGCUGCUUUGUUACUGGUGUGCAUCUUGUGUGUGGUUGGCAGUAACCGUGUAUACUGUACUGUAGACUUUCCUACCCUACCCUGGACUAUGGUUCAAAAGUCCCCAUAUUGCAUUGCAGUAUGAUAUGCUAGCAUGGCCCUCAGGAUCCUAUAGCAAACACAUCCUGGUUACCUUGCUCUUUAGAACGUUAGAAUAAUAGAACAUUAUAUUGUUUUUCUGCAAGCACUUCCUGUCCUAGAGCUUAAUGUAUGUCACAUUGAGGAGCCAUCCUUCCAUAGGGAACACGUACUGCAGUCUGGAAUGUACCAUGAUGAUAACUAAUACCGUUGAUUGUGAAAACCAAAAAGUGAACGUUUUUCCAAACAGAAAGCGUCAUAACUUUCAUGAUUGGCAAUGAUUGCUUCAUGAGCACUUUAUCGGCUUACUGUAUAUUUAUGAGAUUCUGCAACAGGUAGUUCUCUACUGCCAUUUCCUGUUUUUGGUACUCAGUCACUGCAUGUUUAGAACAAUGAUAAUGGCCAAAAUAUUGUUAUCAGGUUAUUUUCGUAAGCCCUUGCUUUUAUGUACAGUAUGUGUGGCCCUUGAUAUAACUUCAUAUUGUAUCUGUUGUAAACAGAAUUUCUCUAUACUGUAACUGGAUAAUGACACCAGCAUUUUGAUUGAAUAUCAAUUCCAGUAGAUUCUAUUGUCUUUUUAUAUUACAUGAUAUUUUGAAUAAUUUGUAUUAAUAAACCUUAUUUUUUAUGUGUCUAUUGUACUGUAUUCCAUAAUUCUAUUGAACAUGUAU